Messenger RNA from Crotalus tigris (Tiger rattlesnake), 7405 nucleotides. It is a transcript of the gene UBR2, whose product is annotated as ubiquitin protein ligase E3 component n-recognin 2. The transcript is spliced from 47 exons. The coding region runs from base 149 to 5410 and encodes 1753 amino acids. Gene Ontology annotation, cellular component: cytoplasm; ubiquitin ligase complex. The record is from RefSeq and is a predicted model, not a curated record. Gene Ontology annotation, biological process: ubiquitin-dependent protein catabolic process via the N-end rule pathway. Gene Ontology annotation, molecular function: ubiquitin protein ligase activity; zinc ion binding. Lineage: Eukaryota; Metazoa; Chordata; Lepidosauria; Squamata; Viperidae.
UCCCCAAGCUGGAGGGCGUUUGAGUAGGAACGGAAUUGAGGUGGAGAGCUAAACGGAAACGGGUUCUCCUGAUAGAGGGGCUGGUAAGGGCCGGUUCCGGGUGUCACUUACUUGGCGACGGAGGUGGAAGGGGGGGAAGGAGAAGAAGAUGGCGUCCGACAUGGAGACAGAAGUGCAGGCCCUUGACAGAAGCCUCCUGCAAUGUUCCUCCGAGGAGAUUGCCCUGAACUGGCUGCAAGCAUCUGAUCUUCCUAAAGAAAUAUAUAAGCACCUAGCCUGUUAUGUGCCCCAAAUUUACUGCAGAGGUCCCAAUCCAGCCUCUGAAAGAGAAGAUAUGCUUGCACAACAUGUUCUUCUGGGCCCAAUGGAAUGGUAUCUUUGUGGUGAAGAUCCUACUUACGGCUUUCAAAAACUUGAGCAAGCAAACAAACCUUCACAUCUUUGUGGCCGAGUUUUUAAAGUUGGAGAACCUACCUAUUCUUGCAGAGAUUGUGCAGUUGAUUCAACUUGUGUAUUAUGCAUGGAAUGCUUUCUGGGAAGUGUUCACAGGGAGCAUCGAUAUAGGAUGACAACUUCAGGUGGAGGUGGUUUCUGUGACUGUGGUGACACUGAAGCUUGGAAAGAAGGUUUUUACUGCCAGAAGCAUGAACACAGUACUUCAGAAACUGAGGAGAAUGAGGAUCCUCUUGUGCAUUUGCCAGAAGAUAUGAUAACGAAAGUGUAUGGUAUUUUUGCAGUUGUCUUUCAGUAUGCUGUAGAUAUAUUAACAUGGGAGAAAGAAAAUGAGUUGCCACCAGGUUUAGAAACAGCCAAGAAAAAUGAUACUUAUUACUGCAUGCUUUUUAAUGAUGAAGUCCACACAUAUGAGCAAGUUAUUUAUACACUUCAAAAAGCAGUGAAUUGUACACAGAAGGAGGCCAUUGGGUUUGCAACAACUGUGGAUAGAGAUGGGCGCAGAUCAGUUCGCUAUGGAGAUUUUCAGUAUUGUGACCAAGCCAAAUCUGUGAUAGUGAGAAGUACUACUCGCCAGACUCGGCCAUUGAAGGUUCAAGUUAUGCGUUCAUCUAUUGUUGCCCAUCAAAGCUUUGGUCUGAAGCUUCUCACUUGGCUGAGUAACAUUAUCGGAUAUUCAGAUGGUCUUCGUAGAAUAUUGUGCCAAGCUGGUUUACAAGAAGGACCGGAAGGAGAAAAUUCUUCCCUUGUUGAUAAAUUGAUGCUUUCUGAUUCUAAACUUUGGAAAGGAGCUAGAAGUGUGUAUCAUCAAUUAUUCAUGAGCAGCCUACUUAUGGAUUUGAAAUACAAGAAACUGUUUGCUCUCCGGUUUGCCAGAAAUUAUCGGCAGUUGCAGAGAGAUUUUAUGGAGGAUGAUCACGAGCGGCCAGUGUCGGUGACUGCUCUCUCUGUUCAGCUCUUCACUGUACCUACUCUGGCAAGAAUGUUAAUUGUAGAAGAGAAUCUCCUGACUACUAUAAUCUCAACAUUUAUGGAUCACUUACGACAUAGAGAUAUACAGGGGAGAUUUCAGUUUGAACGGUAUACUGCACUACAGGCAUUCAAGUUCCGACGAGUGCAAAGCCUGAUUCUGGAUUUAAAGUAUGUGUUGAUAAGCAAGCCAGUUGAGUGGUCAGAUCAACUGAGGCAAAAAUUUCUAGAUGGCUUUGAUGUCUUCUUGGAAUUGCUGAGGUGUAUGCAAGGUAUGGAUCCAAUAACCCGCCAAGUAGGACAGCAUAUUGAAAUGGAACCAGAGUGGGAAGCUGCAUUCACACUGCAAAUGAAAUUAACACAUGUUAUCUCAAUGAUGCAAGACUGGUGUGCUUUAGAUGAAAAAGUGCUUAUUGAAGCAUAUAAGAAAUGUUUGACUACUUUGAUGCAAUGCCACUGUGGUUUUACUGAUGGAGAACAGCCUAUUGAACUCAGUAUGUGUGGCCAUUCAGUUGAAACUAUCAGAUACUGUGUUUCUCAGGAAAAAGUUAGCAUUCAUCUUCCUGUUUCCCGUUUACUUGCAGGUCUACAUGCACUUUUGAGCAAAACAGAAGUAGCAUACAAGUUUCCAGAACAACUGUCAAUGAGUGAACUUAGUCCACCUAUGUUAAUAGAACAUCCCCUGCGAUGUCUAGUUCUAUGCGCCCAAGUUCAUGCUGGAAUGUGGCGGAGAAAUGGAUUUUCACUUGUUAAUCAGAUAUACUACUAUCAUAAUGUAAAGUGCAGAAAAGAAAUGUUUGACAAAGACAUAGUAAUGCUCCAGACAGGUGUGUCUAUGAUGGAUCCAAACCACUUUUUGAUGAUGAUGCUGUGUCGCUUUGAACUUUAUCAGAUAUUUAGUACACCUGAUUAUGGCAAAAGAUUCAGUUCUGAAAAUACCAAUAAGGAUAUGGUUCAGCAAAAUAAUACCCUCAUUGAAGAAAUGUUACACCUAAUUAUAAUUAUUGUUGGAGAAAGAUUUACUCCAGGAAUUGGGCAGAUUAAUGCUACAGAUGAAAUCAAAAGAGAGAUUAUUCACCAGCUGAGCAUCAGACCCAUGGCUCAUAGUGAAUUAGUAAAAGCAUUGCCAGAAGAUGAAAACAAAGAGACUGGAAUGGAAACUGUCAUUGAAGCAGUUGCCUGUUUCAAGAAACCAGGAUUAACAGGAAGAGGCUUAUAUGAGUUAAAGCCAGAAUGUGCUAAAAAUUUCAAUUUAUACUUUUACCAUUUUUCAAGGGCAGAACAGUCUAAGGCAGAGGAAGCCCAAAGAAAACUAAGACGACAAAACCGGGAAGACACAGCACUCCCACCUCCUGCAUUACCAUCCUUUUGCCCUCUGUUUGAAAGCCUAAUUAAUAUUCUACAGUGUGAUGUCAUGUUAUGCCUUAUGAGAACAAUCCUUCAGUGGGCAGUAGAGCAUAAUGGAUAUGCCUGGUCAGAGUCCAUGCUACAAAGGAUUCUCCACUUGAUUGGAAUGGCAUUACAAGAAGAAAAACAACAUAUUGAGAAUGCUAGUGAAGAUAAUCUUGUGACUUUUACAUUCACUCAGAGGAUUGCAAGGCCUUGUGAGACACCCCGCAAUUCCCCAAGUAUAUUAGCCAUGCUAGAAACUUUGCAAAAUGCACCCCACCUAGAAGUGCAUAAAGACAUGAUCAGAUGGAUACUAAAGACUUUUAAUACUGUUAAGAAACUCCGAGAGAGAUCUUCUACAAGUCCUGUUUUGGAGACUGAGGGAAAUUUUAUGGAAGAGAGUUCACGAGAUAAAGAAAAGGCUGAGAGGAAACGAAAAGCAGAGAUUGCUAGAUUGCGAAGAGAGAAGAUCAUGGCACAGAUGUCUGAGAUGCAGCGGCAUUUCAUUGAUGAGAACAAAGAACUCUUCCAGCAAACCAUAGAUGAACUGGAAACUUCUACCUCCAGAGUACACGAUCAUAGUCCUUCAGUUUCAGACUCCAGGCUUAUUGCCUUGGGUCCCGAGCAGACUAAAGUAUGUGAACAAAGACAGAUAGUCACUUGUAUCUUAUGCCAAGAAGAACAGGAGGUCAAAAUGGAUAAUAGAGCAAUGGUGCUGGCAGCAUUUGUUCAGAGAUCAACAGUCUUAUCCAAAAAUAGGAAUAAAGUGAUUUCAGAUCCUGAAAAGUAUGAUCCAUUAUUUAUGCAUCCAGACCUGUCAUGUGGAACACACACUGGUAGUUGUGGACAUAUUAUGCAUGCACAUUGCUGGCAAAGGUAUUUUGAUGCCGUGCAAGCAAAAGAACAAAGACGACAACAAAGAUUACGAGUGCAUACAAGUUACGAUGUAGAAAAUGGUGAAUUCCUUUGUCCUCUCUGUGAAUGCUUAAGCAAUACUGUCAUUCCUCUUCUUCCUCCUCCAAGGACUUUAUUUAGCAGAUUAGACUUUGCAAAAGAACAAAAUCUAGUUCAGUGGAUAAGAAGAUUGUCUCAGCAAAUCAAAGCCUUGGUUAUGCUUCGAGAUCAGGAAAGUGCCAAUAAUCUUCCUUGUAAUAACUCAGAAAAAAUGGAUGAAGCACAUCUACCUGAAGGAUUUAGGCCAGAGGUUCAACCAAAGAAUCCAUAUUCUGAAAGCAUUAAGGAAAUGCUGAAAACAUUUGGCACUGCAACAUAUAAAGUUGGCCUGAAAGUUCACCCCAAUGAAGAGGAUCCACGUGUACCUAUAAUGUGCUGGGGCAGUUGUGCAUUUACAAUCCAAGCAAUAGAACAAAUUUUAGCUGAUGAAGAAAAACCAUUAUUUGGUCAAUUGUCUUGUAGACAGGAUGACUGUCUUACUUCAUUAACACGAUUUGCGGCUGCACAGUGGACAGUUUCUUCACUAUUAGCAGUACAGGGUCAUUUUUGUAUGCUUUUAUCAUCACUGGUGCCUUAUGAAAAAAGUGGAAAUCUUCCAUGCAUUCUUGAUAUCGACAUGUUUCAUUUAUUGGUAUGCUUGGUAUUCUCUUUCCCUGCUGUACAUUGUCAGGACUUUUCAGGAGUCAGUCUUGGUACAGGAGACAUUCAUAUCUUCCACCUUGUGACUAUGGCACAUAUUGUGCAAAUAAUACUUACCUCAUCCACAGAAGAAAAUGGCAUGGACCAAGGAAACUCUACUGUUGAAGAAGCUGCUGUUCUUGCUUUGCAUAAGCAUAUUGGCCAGUGUGUGGGCAGUGCCUUGAAAGAAAUUUCUUCUGGAUGGCACCUAUGGAAAAAUAUAAAAACUGGGAUCAUGCCUUUUCUGAGGUGCUCUGCUAUGUUCUUCCACUAUUUAAAUGGAGUUCCCAUACCACCAGAAUUGAAAGCCAAUGGGUCAAACCAGUUUGAAUACUUAUGUAGCUAUCUCUCCUUGCCAAGCAACCUAAUUUGCCUUUUUCAAGAGAACAGCAAAAUUACAAAUACAUUAAUAGAAAGCUGGUGUAAUAACAGUGAAGUAAAAAGAUGCCUGCAAGGUCAGCAACAAGCCAUAUGCUAUCCACGAGAGUCUAAUAAAUUAAUAGAACUCCCAGAAGAUUACAGCUGCCUAAUCAAUCAAGCAUCUAAUUUUUCGUGUCCAAAGUCAGGUGGUGAUAAAAGUAGAGCACCAACAUUAUGCCUUGUCUGUGGAACUAUGUUGUGUUCUCAGAGUUACUGUUGUCAAACGGAGCUAGAGGGAGAAGAUGUAGGAGCAUGUACUGCACAUACAUAUACAUGUGGCUCUGGAGUCGGAAUUUUCCUCAGAGUACGUGAAUGUCAAGUGCUAUUUCUCGCUGGAAAAACCAAGGGUUGUUUCUAUGCUCCUCCCUAUUUAGAUGACUAUGGAGAGACUGAUCAGGGACUCAGGCGUGGGAAUCCUUUACAUCUGUGCAGAGAAAGAUUUAAAAAGAUUCAAAAACUCUGGCAACAACACAGUAUCACAGAGGAAAUAGGACAUGCACAAGAAGCAAAUCAAACUUUAGUAGGCAUUGACUGGCAGCAUUUAUAAUUUUAUUUUCUGAGUUCUAGAACUGAAUAAUUCUUUUGUAAUCCAUCAUAAUACAUCAAGCAAAAAAGAAUUAGCAAACAAAGGAUGGAAAAUAAUAAAGAGAAGAAUUGAUUUUUUUCAUUUUUGUUUUAUACAUUUAUUGGUUACCAUAACCAUAUAACUUUACUGUGUAGCAUAUUUAAUUAAUAGUAUUAUUUGCACUGAGCUUCCUUCACAAUCUCUGUUGAUGUCUCUAACUUGACUGAAUGAAUUUGUACAAAGUUAUACUUGGCAUCUACUGAAACUUCUUUAGAUAUCUGAAGGAAGAAGAAAAAUUUGGCUGAAAUAGCAUCUUGAUCAAGCACAAUGCUGAAGCAGUGUGGUCUCCUUUUUGUAAGAAAUCUGAGCCAUUUUGCAUUUUAGUACUUAAACUGUUCAAUAUUUGGAAUUAGCUGAAAAAAGGUGCAAAAAUGUAGCAAUGGAUUUAUUUACAAGAGUGCUAAAUAACACUCAUAUUGAAAAUGACUUUGUAAUCUGCAGUCUUGCAUGGUUCCUUGGCACUAGUCCUUUUAACUAAAAGAGAACACUUCAUAAGGGAAACUAAUUAUCUUCUUGAAGUCAUGCACACUUUAGGAGUAUUUUGUGUGGAUUGUGAUAUUGACAUAGUAAACAAGGACUGUUUUUCCACAAUAUGAUUGGUAGACUUUGAUAUUGCAUUGUUUUUCUUAGAAUGUAAGAUAGCAACUUCAUCCCUUGGAGGAGUCAUGUAAAUCUUGAUUUAAUCUCAAAUUGAAGAAGCUGAGAAUAAGAAUUUUUUAAAUAUUUAUUCCAGUUUUAAAGAUUCUAGAUAUAUUAGCCUUUUUACAAUUCUUAUGAUGAAACAGAGGAACCCAGUAUCUGUGGGGGUCCAGUUGCAAAAUUUAAUAGUUACUAAUUUCCUUCGCAAGCACCAACAAACACAUGAAUUUGCACUUGGCUGGCAUUCAGUAAAGAAGUUUGUCUAUAGUAUACUUUAUAAGUAUAUUGAAAACUGCACAGAUUUUGCACAUGGAUGCCUGAAGGCAGUGAAUUUUCUAAAUACUAUACUUUCUGGAGAGUUAUCAUCUAUCCUUUAAAAUACCAUUUUUUAAAAAAAAUGCUUUAUUACAUAAUCAUAAUCUGUAAUCUUAUCUAAUGCUGAUAAAGUAGGGAAAUUUUAGAACACUGCUGAAAAGCCAUCCUUUUAACAUGCAUUUUCAUGUUAUUAUAAAUUAUUUUUUUUAACAAACAGGAUAUAUCACUUCAUGCUGUCUUGUCAGAAUAGUUGCUAUUAAUAUAUCAGACACAUACAAAGUUAGAUGAAUUUGGCUGCCUUUUAUUAGAGUGAAAUUGAGCAGCCUGAUUACAGUCUUCCUAAUGCAUUAGUAGUAACCUAGGCUCUUUUUCCUCUAUGUGUUGAAUAGUAGUAGUUUCAUUUUCCUUCUUCCUCAGUCUAGAUUGUAGAUACUUGGUGUGACUGAUGCAUUUAAUUUGCUAAUUCUGCUCUAACACAAUUUAUUUAAUAUAAAAUUUGCUUUAAGAUAUACACAGUAACAAUGCAUUCAGUUCUAUGGAGUUUAUCCUCCCGCCCCUUGUGAUUGCAUAGGAAAAAUCAGAAACAAGAAUAAAGAAAGCUCUGCUGCUUUGUAAAAAAGAGAAUUGUACAAAGUAAAUAUUGGGAUAAAUGCCCCCUCCAAGUACUACAGAUGAGAUGAAGGUCGAAUAGGUGGUGGUUUUAAGGUCAUGACACAUAAAGUGUGUAAUUUAUCCUGGUUUUUAGCAAGGUUGCUGCUUCUUCAAUUGCCCAUUUUCUUCUUUGUUUUUCUUUCAGCAUGUAUUUAUGUUAAUUAUAGAAAUAUUUAUAUAACAAGCUUUCACUAUCAGGGAAUUCAUACCUGUAAUGAAUGACUUUCAUAUCUGUGAACAACUUGUAAAAAUUAAAAUGUAUCAUAUGUAUAAAAUAUAAGAAUAAAUGCUUUAGGUGUUGUUGAUAUUUAA